Molecule: messenger RNA, 2599 nt
Organism: Myripristis murdjan (pinecone soldierfish)
Lineage: Eukaryota; Metazoa; Chordata; Actinopteri; Holocentriformes; Holocentridae
Product: C-C chemokine receptor type 3-like
Exons: 4
Coding region: 122-1204 (360 amino acids)
Biological process (GO): immune response; positive regulation of cytosolic calcium ion concentration; cell chemotaxis
Cellular component (GO): external side of plasma membrane; membrane
Molecular function (GO): C-C chemokine binding; C-C chemokine receptor activity
Source: RefSeq, a predicted model, not a curated record
UGCCCUUCCGAUCUGAGCAGAGGCAGCAGCAUCACAGACUCAAAGUUUUACUCAGUGCUUCUUGUGAUUUGAUCAUCCUUACACUCCACAGCUACAAAGCUGCACUGGUUGAACCCCAGUCAUGGACAACAGUGACGAUUUCUAUGAUUUCUUCAGUGAUCUGUUUAACAGCGACUCCACUGACCCACCUUACCUAGUCAGUGAAGUGGUUAAACUCUGUCCCAAGACUAAAGUCAACGAGUUUGGAGCCAAAUUCAUCCCAUUCUUCUACUACACAAGCUUCACCCUAAGUUACCUGGGCAACGGGCUUGUUCUCUUCAUCAUCCACAAAUAUGAGAAGCUCAACUCAGUGACAAACAUCUUCCUCCUGAAUUUGGUGAUGUCAAACCUUCUCUUUGCCUCCAGUCUUCCCUUCUUGGCAACAUACCAUUCGUCUGAGUGGAUCUUUGGGAUGGUGAUGUGUAAGCUGGUCAGCAGUGCCUACUUCAUCGGCUUCUACAGUUCCAUCCUCUUCCUCACGCUCAUGACAUUUGACCGGUAUCUUGCGGUGGUGCAUGCGGUGGCGGCCGCCAAGAGCAGGAAGAAGAUCUAUGCCAUCGGUGCAGCUGUGGCAGUGUGGUGCAUCAGUGUUAUAGCAAGUGUCAAAGAGCUGGUUCUCCAAAAUGUUUGGAAGCAUGAAGAGCACGGGCUGAUGUGUGACGAGACAGGUUACGACAAGAGCAUCAUGGACCGCUGGCGCCUGAUCAGCUACUACCAACAGUUCCUGCUCUUCUUCCUCCUCCCUCUUUUUCUGGUACUGUAUUGCUACAGCAGCAUCACCAUCCGGAUCUUAUCCACCCGGAUGAAGGAGAAGUGCCGUGCCAUCAAGCUCAUUUUUGUCAUCGUCUUCACCUUCUUCGCUUGCUGGACACCCUACAACGUAGUCAUCCUCCUUCGGGCCAUUCAAAUGUCCAAUGGCAAGAAAAAUAAAUCAUGUUCAGAGUCAGAGGCUCUGGACUAUGCUCUGUAUGUGACACAGAAUGUGGCCUACCUGUAUUGUUGCAUUAGUCCUGUGUUUUACACCUUUGUGGGUAAGAAGUUCCAGAGCCACUUCAGACGAUUGCUAGCCAAGAAGAUCCCCUGUCUUAAAAGACACAUCAGCCUCAGUAGCCAGAGCAGCAGGACCAACUCACAGAGAACACCCCACACUACAUAUGACUACUAGUGAGACAGAGGAACUGGCCUGGUCUGAAGGCCCAUUAUUCCAAAACCCCAGUAGUCCGAAAAAUAUCCCAUUGGACCUGAAGCCAAUUAGUCUGACUACAAAAAUAAAACCCCAAUAGUCCAAAAGCCCAUUAGUGAACAAUGCAUCGACUCUAUGAAUUUGGUUAAGUUUCGGCAGGAGUUUCCUCAGGUUAAGGUCAGGGAAACAGGGCUGGAUGUAUUUCCACCCCUGUUUCCACCAGAUAGUGUAUUUUUGGAGCAAUAGGCCUUUGAAGCAAUGGGCGUCCUGUUGGGUUUUCAGUCCAAUGGGAUAUUUUUCUGACUGUUGGGGUUUUGGAAUAAGGGUCUAUCGGAGCAAUCGCACUGAGAGACAGAACACACGGACCAGAUACCAAAUCAGGCUUAAGUAGUAUUUGUAAAUGUUAUUUACAAUUGAUUUUAACCUAGUUAGGUGCUGGAUAAUAGCAGUUUGUAGAAAUUAGAUUCUACAAACUGCUACUAUCAUGCAAGAAUAUUUCCAUGACAAAAAAACAACUAUACGCAAAGUCACCUAUGUUGUCCUAUUUUCACCCCCAUAUGAAAUAAAUAGAUCUUCCAAGGUUGACCCAUCUGCUCCUUCCCUAUUGCAAAAAGACAAACUUUAAAAUUUAAUUACCACAAAUUUUGUCAUGUUUGCAUCUCAAAACACAUUCCUUCAUUUGUUCCAUCACACAUUAAAACACAGCCUUGGAGAUUUUAAAGAAAAUGUUACUGAGUUUGCUUUGGUCACUACUAUAUGUCCACAGCAUCUUCCUAAAUUUGAAAUUCAAAUUUGAAAUUCAGAUUUGUUGCAGUUUGGCCCACUAAGAUAUUUUCAUCACCAAUCUAAGUCUAAGAAAAUGGUUCAUCAAAUAGCCUGCAUAGCCUGUGUUAAUCAUCAAAAUUGUCACAGGUGAAAUGUGAGAUUUGUAUUUUUUGCUGUGUGUAAAUACACUGAUUGGCUCUGAGGCUUAUCGUGGACUUGGGCUCCAUCAGUUAUGCUCCAACUCCCAAUUUACUUUGACGCAGGAGCGGAGCGGUAGUGACAAUGACGAAGGCGGAGGAGUGAAAAAGCAUUUGGACACCAGAGGUUGUCAUGUUCUUUCAAACAUGCCGAGAUGUCUUCCCUUGUUUGUUUUUUUUUGUUUGUUUGUUUGUUUUUAAUUUGUGAUUAUAAUUGCAGCAAAUUAAUAUAUCUUUAGUGCCUGUUUAUGCCUUAAAGCUUAAAGCUCCUGGAUGCAUUCAUCUGUCAGCAAUCACUGAAAAUCAGACUGAAUUUUACUAAAUCAUUUUUGUUAAGGAACAAAAUGGAAGAAAAGUUAAUGUUUAUGCUUUUAUGUUUAUGGUGUUUAUGUUUUUGGUAUAGCUGCUUACUGAA